AAGCCGCCCAGAGUCCCCCCUUGGGGGGAGGAGGGCGGGGACAAGUUUAAUAAAUAAACAAACAAACAAACAUAGAAAGGCAUUGGAGUUUGUGGAUUAGGUAAAAUUGGCUGUGAAAACUCCAAGUGUGGCUGCUAUACUUGAAAAAGAGAAUAUUGUAUGGAGGGCAUCAUGACCUUUCCUAGAAUUCUUGAACUUUUAUUUAACAUACACUUCUCGCUCUUCAUUAAAGCCUAAUGUUUGUUUAGAAAUCUCUGGAACUUUACAUGCAUUAUUUGUAGAAGCUUGUGCUUCAGGAAAAAAAAUAGCUUACUUGUUUGUGUGCAUCUGUUAGUAUACAACAAGCUACUUCAACUCAGUAUAAACAGAGUAAAAAGCUGACCUCAUAUUUCAGAAUAUUAUAUAUUUAUUUGUUUUUUAAGUUCUUGGACUGCUAAUGUUAGGAUAGGUCUAUGGGAAAGGAGAGUAAGAAGAUGAAGUAUUUUUGGUGGUGGAGAUCCUAGCAGGAUUCAAGAAGUAUAGAGGGAUGCCUAGAAUGAGAGGAGGUAUUUCUGCUUUUGUUUUUCACUAUCCUCAGGAACUGGGCUGCCCUGCACUAGAGGGUGUCUACCUGUCAGAGGCUGAAGACAUACAGAAAUUGCUAUUCAGUCCUUCGUCCCAUCGUUUGGACAUAUUGGAAUGGAUCUGUGUCAGUGUGUACCCACCUCUUCGAGAGCAGUUUUCAUCUCUCAAUAAAGAAUCACAAUCAGAUUUAAAGAUAAAAGGAAUGGUGAAGCUGGGGUAUGAUCUGAUGCUUUGUCGAGCUGAUGAUCUGGAUCUCAUCAAGGGGAGGGCCUGUGCUCAGAAGCAGCUCCGCUUCCUGGAACAGCUGAUGGCUGUGAUUCCACCUCAAAAUAACCUCAUGCUAUCAGACUCUGUAUCGGACUCCAGUAGUUAUUCCAGCACAGAGGAAUCUUUCCAAGAAAUAGCUAGGAAGAAUGAAGAGUUCAUGAAGCAGGUUUUCUCUAGCUCUGAUCUGCAGGCAGUGUUGAACCCAGAGUGUCAUCCCUGGAGCUCAGAUAUAAAGCCCCUCCUUUUGGGUGAAGAAGGACAACAGAAAAGGGCCCUGCUGUCAAUGACUUCUCACGAGCAAACUCUCUUGGAAGCAUCAGAGGAGCUGGAGAAGGCAGCAGCAGCCUUGGAAAAUCUAAGAGCACAAUGUUCCUUCCUGCAGGGGAGCCCCGCUGGUGCCGAUGCAUCCUGCAACAGUGCCACAGCUCUUCAGUCCCUCAAGCUGAUAGUAUCUGACUACAGCCAGCUGCUUACAGCCUUUGAACAAGUAUAUGAGAACGAGCUGCAGAAGCAUUGUGAGCGUCCUGCUCCUAAGCUGAGUCCUUGCGGCCCCCUCUUCCAAGCUGUGCACCACAAUCUGCUGCUGUGUAUGCAGGAGCUGCAAGGCCUGGCCCAGGUUACUGAAACCUCAGAAUGCAUUAUGGAGACAGUACAACGGCGGCACGAGCAGAAGGUGUUCUGGAAUGGAAGCGCCAUAGCCACGUUACCCUCAAAGCUUGAAGAACUGCAGCAGAAAUACAAGGCCAUCCAUACCAUCCUAAAAGACUCUCAGGGAUCCUGAAGAUGCAAUUUGUAGGUUAUUUCCAGAGGAAGGAAGAGUGUCCCUUCCUAGGAUGUAAAGGAGAGCCUGAGAAACAUUGUCAGUUUUUUCAAAUGUAAAUAUAUUUUCUGAAGUAUUCUUUGAAAAUUUAAAAAUAAAAUCUGUCUCCUUAGAAUGAAUAUU
Messenger RNA from Python bivittatus (Burmese python), 1774 nucleotides. It is a transcript of the gene HAUS7, whose product is annotated as HAUS augmin like complex subunit 7. Lineage: Eukaryota; Metazoa; Chordata; Lepidosauria; Squamata; Pythonidae. Gene Ontology annotation, cellular component: HAUS complex. Gene Ontology annotation, biological process: spindle assembly; microtubule organizing center organization. Gene Ontology annotation, molecular function: microtubule minus-end binding. The record is from RefSeq and is a predicted model, not a curated record.